This is a messenger RNA of Balaenoptera ricei (Rice's whale), 1398 nucleotides long. RefSeq names its product matrix metallopeptidase 1 (gene MMP1). Gene Ontology annotation, biological process: proteolysis; collagen catabolic process; extracellular matrix organization. The coding region runs from base 28 to 1398 and encodes 456 amino acids. Gene Ontology annotation, cellular component: extracellular matrix. Lineage: Eukaryota; Metazoa; Chordata; Mammalia; Artiodactyla; Balaenopteridae. Gene Ontology annotation, molecular function: metalloendopeptidase activity; zinc ion binding. The transcript has 10 exons. The record is from RefSeq and is a predicted model, not a curated record.
CUGCUGCUGCUGCUACUUCUCUGGGGCAUGGGGUCUCACAGCUUCCCAGCAGCGACUACAGAAACACAAGAGCAAGAUGUGGAGACAGUGCAGAAAUACCUGGAAAACUACUACAACCUGAAAAGUGAUGGGAAGCAAGUUGAAAGACAGAGAAACAGUGACCCAGUAGUUGAAAAACUAAAGCAAAUGCAAAAAUUCUUUGGGCUGAAGGUGACUGGGAAACCAGAUGCUGAAACCCUGAAUGUGAUGAAGCAGCCCAGAUGUGGGGUGCCUGACAUGGCUCAGUUUGUUCUCACUCAGGGGAACCCACAGUGGAAGAACACACACCUGACCUACAGGAUUGAAAACUACACACCAGAUCUGUCAAGAGCAGAUACGGACCAUGCCAUUGAGAAAGCCUUUCAACUGUGGAGCAGUGUCUCACCCUUGACCUUCACCAAGGUCUCUGAGGGUCAAGCAGACAUAAUGAUAUCCUUUGUCAGGGGAGAUCAUCGUGACAAUUCUCCCUUUGAUGGACAGGGUGGAAACCUCGCUCAUGCUUUUCAACCAGGCCCAAGUAUCGGAGGGGAUGUCCAUUUUGAUGAAGAUGAAAGGUGGACCAACAAUUUUAGAGAUUAUAACUUGUAUCGUGUGGCAGCUCAUGAAUUGGGCCAUUCCCUUGGACUUGCUCAUUCUACUGACAUUGGGGCUUUGAUGUACCCCAACUACAUCUUCAGUGGUGAUGUUCAGCUGUCUCAGGAUGACAUCAGUGGGAUCCAGGCCAUCUAUGGACCUUCCCAAAAUCCCACUCAGCCAGUUGGCCCGCAAACCCCACAAGUGUGUGAUAGUAAGCUAACUUUUGAUGCUGUAACUACAGUUCGGGGAGAAGUGAUGUUCUUUAAAGACAGGUUCUACAUGCGCACAAAUCCCUUCUACCCAGAAGCUGAGCUCAAUUUCAUUUCUCUUUUCUGGCCCCAACUGCCAAAUGGACUUCAGGCUGCUUAUGAGGUUGCCGAUAGAGAUGAAGUUCGGUUUUUCAAAGGUGAUAAGUACUGGGCUGUUAAGGGGCAAGAUGUGUUAUACGGAUACCCCAAGUACAUCUACAGAUCCUUUGGUUUCCCUAGGACUGUGAAGAACAUCGAUGCUGCUGUUUCUGAGGAAGAUACUGGGAAAACGUACUUCUUUGUUGCUAACAAAUGCUGGAGGUAUGAUGAAUAUAAACAAUCCAUGGAUGCAGGUUAUCCCAAAAUGAUAGCAGAAGAUUUUCCUGGAAUUGGCAACAAUGUUGAUGCUGUUUUCCAGAAAGACGGAUUUUUCUAUUUCUUCCAUGGAACAAGGCAAUACAAAUUUGAUACCAAAACUAAGAGAAUUUUGACUCUACAAAAAGCUAAUAGCUGGUUCAACUGCAGAGAAAAUUGA